AUGGCCGCUGUUCUCGCUCCUGAACCUCAAGUGUAUCAUUCUUACCCCUCACACAGCAUCAUGGAAGACGUAUCAGAUUCAGAAUCUGAUCCCGACCUCGAAGCCGAAUUGGACCCUGAUCAACAACGGUUCUAUGAACAACAACAUCAACAGGCAGUCUACUAUCAGCAACAUACUUCUGUUCAUGGAUCGAGUGAUCAAGUCAAUAUGAUUCAAGGACGAGGAGCUGGUCAAAAUGGGAGUAAUGAAGGCAUGGACGAUGACGAAAUGUACAGUGAUGAUGAGAGCUCAACCGCGAGUAUCCCAGAUGAGAAUAUAGAUUUUAGCUUGACCUACGCGUUGCACACAUUCCUGGCAACCGUGGAAGGUCAAGCAUCUGUCGUCAAAGGGGAUUCGCUACUCUUACUGGACGAUGCAAAUUCCUACUGGUGGCUUGUGCGCGUUCUCAAGACGGAAGAUGUGGGCUACAUCCCAGCAGAGAACAUUGAGACGCCGUAUGAGCGACUGGCCAGAUUGAACAAACAUCGCAAUGUCGAUCUGGCAGCGGCUACCAUCCAAGAGAAGCAGGCUGGAGAAGUUCAAGGAAGAGAACGACUCAAGGGGGCUAUCGCCGGACGGGCCAGAGGCCUGAGGGCGGAGAAAUCAGGCAAUGGGCCAGUUGCAAAGAAGGGAGUUCAAUUCGGCCAGCCUACAUUCGUUGAUCAUCCUGGAGUGACUUGGAGCAGCGAUGAAGAGAGCGAUGGAAGCUAUGAGGAAGGAGACGAGGAUGAAGAUGUUGAGCAGGUGGAUCGGGCGGACCUGGACGGAGAAUAUGAUGAUGACCAUCACGAGGACGGAGACGACGCUGGAGUAGAAGAGGCUCUUGGGAAUGCUGCAAACUCGAGUAUGCUGGAUAUGGAGCCGGAUGAUGGUGUUGCUUGGGCAGACCAAGCCGGUCAAAACGGACAAAGGAGGGUCGUCGAGAACAGGCAGCAGCAGCAGCAGCAACAACAGCAACAACAGCAACAACAGCAACAACAGCAACAACAACACCUCCUGCAGCAGCAGGGAAACCCUCAGCCAGGUUCAAGGAAUGCGUAUGCUCAGGCCCAGCCGAACCAGGAUCGAUUACAGCGCGAAGGCAACGCUGGAGGUUAUGGGGGCAUACAAUCCCCUUCGACGUCCAGUAUCAACUCGUCGCCAGGUAGCGCUAUACUCGAUCCUGCCGCUGCCAAUGGGACACGGCGUAUCACAGCCACACCAGCCGUCGCAAAUGGCAAUGGCCCUCUUCUCCCUAGCGCUAUACACAAUCAAAAUGCCCAAGGCGCACGAAACGCAAGUGGCCAAUCCAUCGCUUCGGUCACUUCCAUGGUGUCUACGGGAUCGCAGGGCAGUCUCUCUAGUUUGCAGGAUGACAAUGGCAAGAAAACGAAGAAGCAACGAAAGAGCAGUAAGGAGGACCUGAAAGAGGAAUCUGGAACAGGAGAGAAGCGGAGGUCAAAGGGUAUGCUUGGAGGACUGUUUUCGCGAAACAAGAAGGACAAGAAGGCCGCUUCAACUGGCGAGCCGAGAAAUUCUGAAGAUAGCACCGUCAGCGGUGCGAUGGAUGUUUCUCCUGGAAGUAUGAUAUCGGAUGAGUCACCAGGCAAUGUCGGCAAUAGGGCGCCUACGCCUGGUGUUCGAGGAGCUCCAACUGCUGGACCUAAUUUAGUCCAUGGGUCAAGAUUGGCUGAACGCGAUCAAGCCCUACAGCAAGCUUACACCAGCAAAUACCUCAACAAGUCUCCUUCUGGGGAUGUUCUGGCUCAUAAUGGCCAGCCUGAUCCCAAUGCCGUCACUCAAUCUUCGAUGCGUCUCGCGGCUACCAUUAACGCUCCGAGCAGACCUCGACCAAGUAGUGUCAUCAUUUCUCCUAAUCCCGAUGGGCCGCCUAUGCUCAAUGUCAUUCGAGUGUUCGCGGGUGAGCACGUCAAAUCCGAGGCGAGUUUCAAGACUGUCCUGUUGAACGAGACGACGUCUUCUACGGACUUGAUUCGACAGCUCAUGCAGAGAUUCCGUGUGCCUCAUGCUGCCAAUCCUUCGGUCUGCGACAACUAUUUCUUGACUAUCAAAGAAUUCAACGGCGAGGAAAUGGAGUUGGAGCCAAAUGAGAAACCCCUCGAAGCUUUCCAAGAGGCCGUUCAGCGAUGGUCAGCAGACGAUCCAGAUCCGACUAAGAGACUUGGGGCCAUCACGCCGACCAUCAAACGAUCUUCCAUCAGCUCCAUCUCUUCAGUAGUCUCGCUGUCAAAUCACCCCGCAAUUGCAAAACUUGGGAUGAACGAUUUCCAGGACGAUUCCACGGUGAAAAUUUAUCUGAAUCGAAGACGACCAGGAAGUCAGCGAGGGUUCCCUGAACCAUCCAGUGAAUUCUCAAGCUACUCGACUCAUCUAUCGACUGUUCAAGAAUCAUCUCCUGACUCCAGAAUCGCCAACUGGUCAAGUGCACCUGGAACACCGAGCGCCGCUUCUGAUCUGACGGCUACUCCGCCCACUCCACAGGCUCCGAGUCAGCGAUAUAACCCAUCUCUGUCCAUCAAUACGCACGGUCAAGCAUCUCCCGAGAGAUUCAGUUCUCCAUCCGCUAAAUUCACGAUUCAACUCUUGAUCAAUCGCGGCGAUUUACCUGACAUGCUGGCCUUUGACCCGAUCAGCGACGCCAUCAUCCCGAAGAACCUCGCUCGGGAGCGUCAAGCCAACCCGACAAUGCCAUUGGAAUUGCGGAAGAAGCUCUUCAUCCUUCCGAGGAAUGUGACUGUCGCAGAGGUCAUCGAGCAAGGUCUGGAGAGGUUUGGUAUUCCAGAAGGCGUGGUGGAUGGAGGUGAUGAUGUGGAGGACAAAUCGAGAGGGAGGAAUGGUGCGAGGGUCAAAUACAUCUUGACUUCGGUCAAGGACGGAGAGGAACGUCAUUUGAUGCUUUCGAGCAAGGUGUUGGACGCGUACACGACUCCUCCGCAAUUGCGCCCUGCGGAACGUACGACACCUGAACAGCGUCGACGAUCCCGCGAUAUGACCUUGAACCUCGGGCAACCAUCAGAUAUUCUCGCCACUGAUCCGGUCUUCAUCCUUCGACGUGUUGGACCCAGAGGCACGCCAAAUCAAGCUCAAAGCAAUAGUGACGCCAUCGCGGAUCCUCGCACUCCGCUCAUGGCUGACGAUACUCGCUUGGAGAAGCAGAAAGCACCUGGUCUGUCACCACAGGAGAUCAUCGCGGCCCAGAGGGCAGCUUCUCGGGCCAAUCAACGAGCUCUUAUCUCCGCACAUUCAAAUACCAAUCAAGGCGUGGACGUCGUCAUUCCUGAUAAGGGCACUUUCAGAUCUUCAAGACUGCUCGAACCGAAUGGCGGGGAGGUCGUCCGAUACUCUUUCAUCGAUGAUAAUGGAGAAACGUACGAUAUCUCAGAGCUCAUUGCGGAAGAAUGGGGCGGUUCUGAAACGACCAGUCCUACGAUGACCCAGCCGCCUGCCCUUGUUCGACAUGGGGACUCGAGCGCGUCGAACUACGUGACUGCACCUAGUACGCCUUUGGAGCAACCGGGCAAUGAUAUCACUCCUCGACAAUCAGAGGACAUUCUUCGAGAUGUUCUUGCACGGUCGCAAGGUCAGGAUGGCAAGUUGGAGGAAAAGUUUUCUCGAGUCAUCUCGAAAGUCAAGAUGUGGGCUACACCUACUUGGGAGAGCAAGGAUAGGGCUGCCUCUGUGGGUCGUGGCGCCUCCAGUAGUGGAAGGGUGACGCCGCAAGGGACAUCCAGCCGAUCGACAACACCCCAGCCUCAAGCUGGGUCCGGGUGGAACGAGGAUCCCAAUCUCGAUAUGACCCCUCGACCUUCCCAUCAUCAGCCUUCUUCCGCCUCGUAUCCUUCUCAAGCAUCUCAUGUGGAUCGAAGUGAUUCGCGAAAUGGAUCCCGUCAAGCCAAUUAUCAAGAUACAGCUGCUUCAGUCAACCGGAUCAUUUCUCGACAUCAUCAACGUCAACAACCUUCUAUCGCUUCUAUCAUGUCGGAUUUGUCGACGGAGACUGGUGGGACACCUUCGGCUGCAGCGGAAUCUAUGCGAGAACGCGUAUCUCGGGAACCAUCUCUUGAGCCCAUGUCGGAGAGUGACCAGUCACAGCUGUAUGACGAGCAUCGGCAGUAUUCUCAACAGUCAUACCAAACGCAGAGGCUAUACAGCCAUUCGUCUGAGGAUUUACGUCACCCACCGGAUAUUUCUCGUACGGAUGGAACUCGAUCUUCAACACCUCAGACGGCCACUUCAUCUACGCAUCCCACCCCUCCAUUCAGCACCAUUGCCGUGUUCCCCCGUUCAUUAUCUUCGGCUAGCUCGGGACCUCGCGUGCCAGUCUCUAUCAAGGACGAUUUCGGGCUCAAGAAUCUCAUGGCUAUCAUCGAUGUCAGAUCAAGGGAUUGGUCCAGGAAGAAGCCGACGCAGCCUCCUGCGAAAGAGGAUGAAGUGAGAGAUAAAUUCUACGGCAAAGAGAUCAACUGGGAGGGUGUGCAUCCCGAGGUCAAAGGUUGUUUGACGGGAUUGGCAGACCGUAUGGACAGAUUUGAUAAAGAAGUGGAUGAUCUACUGGCGCUGGUCGCCAGUAAAUGA
This is a messenger RNA of Kockovaella imperatae, 4614 nucleotides long. RefSeq lists its product as hypothetical. The coding region runs from base 1 to 4614 and encodes 1537 amino acids. Gene Ontology annotation, biological process: establishment or maintenance of actin cytoskeleton polarity; signal transduction. Gene Ontology annotation, molecular function: protein binding. The record is from RefSeq and is a predicted model, not a curated record. Gene Ontology annotation, cellular component: microtubule cytoskeleton; cell tip. NCBI's taxonomy places the organism in Eukaryota, Fungi, Basidiomycota, Tremellomycetes, Tremellales, Cuniculitremaceae. The transcript has 3 exons.